UUAGGGCCCGGCUCCCCCCGGCGCUCUGGCCUUUCCCCGGCUCGCCCCGUGGCCCCCGUGCAACGCGGACACGCUGCUCCGUGUCCCAGCCGCCCGGGCCCCCCUGCAUCCGGCCCUGGUGGCCCCGGCGCUGGGAAGGGCUGGGCUGGGGCCGGACCGGGUGCUCAGACCCCCUGGACACCCCCGCACAUCUUCCUGCUGCCCUUGUGGGGCACCGGAGCAAGAUUUGGGUACUCGGGAGCUUCCAAAAUGCCCUUUUUCUCGUGGCUCAUUCUUCCCUUUACUGCAAGAUGGCCGGGUCGGUGGGCAAAGGUCUUUGGGGACCAUCUGUCCUGGCUGUGCUGGUGCGGCUGGUGAUGGGACAGGCAUCUCGAGUGGAAUCCGGAGCAUCCCGCCUCCCUCUUCCCGGAUCAAUACCUGCACGGGCCUCCAUCUCCACGCGGAGAGCAGAGACGCGCCGGGCUCCAGGCUGCUGUGGCAAGAUGUCGGUGACGUUUGAGGAUGUGGCGCUCUCCUUCUCCCCCGAGGAGUGGGCAAAGCUGUCGGGCUGUCAGCGGCAGCUCUACCGGGAGGUGAUGCUGGAGAACUACCAGAUGGUUGCCUCGCUGGGCUGGGCCAACGUUAAGCCAGAGAUCAUCUGCAAGAUGGAGCGAGAAGAGACUCCGUGUGUGCCAGAGCCCCCUCGGGAGCAGCAGAGGAACCAGAGCCCUGUGCCAGCAGCUGUUGGCCCCGGGACCCAGAGGGAGGUCAAGGGAGUCAGGAGCUUUGUCCAGAGGCAGCACCUGCUGAGUCAGCAGCACGUUCACAGUGGGGAGAAGCCCUUCACCUGCACUGACUGUGGCAACAGCUUCAGGGAGAAGAAGACCCUCAUCAACCACCAGCGCAUCCACACCGGGGAGAAGCCCUUCACCUGCACUGACUGUGGUAAGAGUUUCAGGCAGAGUCACACACUGCUUCGGCACCAGCGCGUCCACACCGGUGAGAAGCCCUUCAUCUGCACUGACUGUGGCAAGAGCUUCAGGGAGAAGAAGACCCUCAUCAACCACCAGCGCGUCCACACCGGGGAGAAGCCCUUCACCUGCAAUGACUGUGGCAAGAGCUUCAGUGAGAAGAAUACCCUCAUCAACCACCAGCGCAUCCACACCGGGGAGAAGCCCUUCAAAUGCACUGACUGUAGUAAGAGCUUCAGACGGAGGGACUUCCUUCUUAGCCACCAGCGCAUCCACACCGGUGAGAAGCCCUUCACCUGCACUGAGUGCGGCAAGAGCUUCAGCCACAAGAAGAGACUGCUGACUCACCAGCACAUCCACACUGGGGAGAAGCCCUUCGCCUGCACUGACUGUGGUAAGAGCUUCAGUGAGAACAACAAACUCAUCGUCCACCAACGCAUCCACACUGGGGAGAAGCCCUUCACCUGCACCUACUGUGGCAAGAACUUCCGAACAAAGAGGAGCCUCAUCAACCACCAGCGCACCCAGACCGGGGAGGAGCCCUACAAGUGCUGGGAGUGCGGCAAGACCUUCAAGCAGAAGUGUCACCUGAAGAGACACCAGUGUGUGUAGAAGGGCCCAGGGAUUGUGCUGGAGGGUGUCCAGCAGAAGAGGGAGGGUCCUUCCCCAGCAAGGGGGCAGGCAGAGGCCAAGCCCUUCCAGUGCGGUGUCUGCGAGAAGCGGUUUUGGAAGGAGAGGCUCAUGCUGGCUCACCAGCGCACCCACGGCACCCCCAGCCUGCAGCCGCCUCCACAGCCUGGCACCCCCUGAAUCUGCUGCUGAGGAGCCAAUGGGGUGCUGGGGGCUGCUGUGGGGUGGCUGUGUGGGGGUGUCCUGGUUUUGUUUUGGUCAGAGUUAAUAUUCUUCCAAGUAGCUGGUUUAGUGCUGUGUUUUGGAACUAGAAUGAGAAUAAUGUACAUCUAAUAUACAGAUGUUUUGUUUGAUACUGGGCAGUUGAGGACUUUUUGACUGAAUUAAUGAAUCACUUAGAAGUACAAGACACUGUGAUUUUUAGUAUACUGUCUACUUUGCAUUAGUUAGUAGCUAAAUUUUCUGAGAUCUCUGUGUGUUGUUAAGUUCUGCUCAUAUUCAACAACCUUGUCCAUGGAAGACAAUGUAGAAUUCAGGAGUGGGACCCUGGCUCCUGGUUAACAAAUAAAAAUUAUCUUUUACAGGUACUUUUUAAUAAUAAGACGUAAUUGCUGAAGUUCA
Columba livia (rock pigeon) is the source of this 2201-nucleotide messenger RNA. Its product is annotated as gastrula zinc finger protein XlCGF52.1-like. The transcript has 5 exons. The coding region runs from base 291 to 1562 and encodes 423 amino acids. Lineage: Eukaryota; Metazoa; Chordata; Aves; Columbiformes; Columbidae. Gene Ontology annotation, molecular function: DNA-binding transcription factor activity, RNA polymerase II-specific; RNA polymerase II cis-regulatory region sequence-specific DNA binding. Gene Ontology annotation, biological process: regulation of DNA-templated transcription. The record is from RefSeq and is a predicted model, not a curated record.